Molecule: messenger RNA, 4307 nt
Organism: Canis lupus familiaris (dog)
Lineage: Eukaryota; Metazoa; Chordata; Mammalia; Carnivora; Canidae
Gene: REEP3
Product: receptor accessory protein 3
Exons: 8
Coding region: 127-894 (255 amino acids)
Biological process (GO): endoplasmic reticulum tubular network organization
Cellular component (GO): cytoplasmic microtubule; endoplasmic reticulum tubular network; endoplasmic reticulum membrane
Molecular function (GO): microtubule binding
Source: RefSeq, a predicted model, not a curated record
CCGAGGGCGCCGGCGCGGCCCCGGGGAGCGCGAGGAGCCGGCGAGCGCGCGGCCUGCCGUUGGCGGCCUGGUCCGCCACGCUCGGCGCCCAGCCUCCCCCGAAGUGGGGGCCAAGCCCCCGGGAAGAUGGUGUCCUGGAUGAUCUCCAGAGCCGUGGUGUUGGUGUUUGGGAUGCUUUAUCCUGCAUAUUACUCCUACAAAGCUGUGAAAACAAAAAACGUGAAGGAAUACGUCCGAUGGAUGAUGUACUGGAUUGUUUUUGCUCUCUAUACUGUGAUCGAAACAAUAACAGAUCAAACAGUUGCUUGGUUCCCCCUGUACUAUGAGCUAAAGAUUGCUUUUGUCGUAUGGCUGCUCUCUCCCUAUACCAAAGGAGCAAGUUUAAUAUAUAGGAAAUUCCUUCAUCCACUUCUUUCUUCCAAGGAAAGGGAGAUCGAUGACUAUAUUGUACAAGCGAAGGAGCGGGGCUAUGAGACGGUAGUAAACUUCGGACGGCAAGGUUUAGCUUUCGCAGCCACUGCUGCUGUCACUGCAGCAGUGAAGAGCCAAGGAGCAAUAACUGAACGUUUACGAAGUUUUAGUAUGCAUGAUCUAACAGCUAUCCAAGGCGAUGAGCCUGUGGGCCAAAGACCAUACCAAGCUCUACAAGAAACAAAAAAGAAAAGUAAAUCAGUCUCCGGUGAAUCAGCAGGUUAUGGAAUUCCACUGAAAGACAGAGAUGAGAAAACAGAUGAAGAAGCGGAGGGGCCGUAUUCAGAUGAUGAGAUGUUAACCCACCGAGGGCUUCGAAGAUCGCAAAGCAUGAAAUCUGUGAAAACCGUGAAAGGCCGCAAAGAGGUGCGAUACGGGUCACUAAAAUAUAAAGUGAAGAAGAGACCACAAGUGUAUUUUUAGCCAUCUGCACUUCAAGAAUCCCAAGACAAAUUAUGCUAAUCCAUCGACAUUUUUGCUAACAUUAUUCAUUCAGGAUUUACGUAUUAAAAUAAUACUUUCCAUUGUGGCAGUGAUAGGGUUUAUUUUCAUCUAAAUUUAAAUAGCUUUUAUUUCAUUCACCAGCACUUCCAUGUCCUGACUACUAAAGGUAGUUAUGCAAAGUUUAUUUAUACAUAUAAUAUUUCAGAAAUAAUAGAAAAUUGUGUUACCUGUUUUCAAAUUCCUCAACAACACUGAGUGCCUGGGAUUGCGAUGAAACACAGACCCACAGUAUACUUGAAAAGAGUCUUUUUACGGUUUAAGAUACAUCAGCCUUUGUGCUCUUGUAUUGUGUUUACCUCCAUGUAUAUUCUAUCACAUGAGGAUAGAAAUUAAUAAGCCUCUGAUCCAGCAGUGAUAGGACAAGGGCAUAAUGUAAGAUACAGCGUGUUUUAUAUAUUCUUUAAAUUUUUACUUUUUUAAUACUUCCUGGUUUUGCCACCAUCAACUGAAAGUUUUCAAAACAAAUAUUUGAAAGCCAGGUAUCCACAUAGCACUUUUAUUCCUGACUAGUUUUGCACACUUGAAAAUUGUUUACUUAUUUACGACUGUACAUUUAUUUUAAGUUUUAUUGACACUGUUUUUAUUGUUUUUUGUCGUAUCCCAACAUGUCACAUUUAUGCCUUGAAUUUCAUCAUCUCUUUUCCUGUGGGUUUCAUUCAUUAAAUUCGUUAGAUUCUAAUUAUAUGAAAAUAUAGCUAAUUGUUCAAAUUUAACUAUUUUAAUUAAUUAAUUAUCUUCUCUUAAGUAAGAAGGUAUUCUAAACAUCAACCAAUUUUCCACAUUUAAGCCCUAUAUUGUGGUUGAAUUUAGCAUGUUCUUGUUAACACUGGUUACAUUUUCAGCAUUUAAAAAGAGUUGCUUUUGUGAAACAGAGUCAUGAAGUUAUCCAACAGUCGGUCCAUUCAUAAGCUUGGCACUGAUGUGUGCUGCUGAUUUAUGAAUCUAUAUUGGCUAGAAUCACUUAAAUCUCUCAUCUUCUGGCUAAGAUGGUUUCCUGAAGAGAGGUGCCAAUGCAAAAUACAGAUGUUAAUCUUACGUACUAGAAGUGGUUAGAAUAGAUAUUAGAAAAAUAGUUUUUAAUACGAGAAAUUUUGAAUUAUGGAACGUGGAAGCUUUUUAGGUGGCACUGAUAACUAUGCAUUAUGAAGUCUGUAUUUCUGGUGGUGGUUUUAGUGAUCAGUAGUCCAAGUUGUACAGUUAUAACCAUUCAGAUAAUUUACUUAUGUUUGUCCGGAGGAAAAACACAGUGGGCGAGAUUUGUGAAAUCUUUGACCUUUCUAUCUUUUUAAGAAGUGAAACCAGCUGGCAGUGUAUAUUCAGGACCCCCUCAGAGUGUUGGCAGAGAACAGAAUAUUUACUUAGGAGUACUUAGUUUAAUUCAAACAUUUCUCUUGGUACAAGUCUUAAAACAUUUUCUAGACUAUCUCACAUUCUUGAUACAUCAAGAAAAAAUUCACUCAACUUCUUUCCUCCAAGAGUUUAAUUUUCUGAAUAGCUUAGGUGAAGAUAUUUUUACUACCUUGACUAAUUUGUAGCCUAAGUUUCUAGAAAAGCUCCUAGUGUUCAAAAUUCCUAGGAACUCUUAUGAUAAACUCUUGGAAGAGAGUUUUAUUUAUAUUGCCUAGUACCAGACUUGCUAAUACAAGUGCUACACUAUGUUUGUCUUUCCUGCCCGAAAGCAGUGUCAUCAGUUGCCUGACAAGGUCAUGUAAGUGACUCUGUAUAAAAAUAUUACCUGUGCAGGCUUCUCUCUGUUCCAUUUUAUCUUUUCCAAGGCCGAUCUGUUAAAUCUAUUCCUUAAUUGUAGUAAACUCAUAAAUACUAUUCUAAAUUGGAGGCAUUAUUUAUCCCUCUGAACUUCUGCAAACAAAAUGUUGAAUCAAAGACAACACAGGUCACAAAGGGGUGAUGUAUGUCCUUUUUAAUUGUAUCUCUCCAUGCAGUGCCUCCUCUGAUCUGUUUCUACUGUUAUAUCCUUAUAAGCAGUGGGUGUCAUUUUGCUCUUCUAUCAUUUCCUUUCUCUCCUUUUUUUAUAUUUCUGAGAUCUUGCUGUUUUUCUCUUGUGUGUGUUUUAGCAUGCUCUUUCCUUUGAACUUUGUAUGAUACACUUAUAAAUCUUUGUCUCUCUUAAGGUGGAGCAGGUCAUUUGUUGUUUCUCUACUUUUGAGUUCAGUGCUUUUAAAGGAGGUAAAUUUAUCUCUUGACCACAGUGCCUUGCUUUCCCACCACCACCAUUUGGUGAAUGGGCAUCAGAUGCUGCACAACUUCACUUAAGGCACCAUAAUGGUAGCUGUUAACAUUUAUGCAGAGAUUGUAGCCAGCAUUUUGUUUUAUUAUAUAUUCAUUCAUUCAAUUUGUGCAUUAAUAUUAACCAUUUCCCAAGUUUGUUUGGAAGUGACAGUUGAUCUGUUCUUUAGUUUACCAUGUUUUUCCUGGGAUAAAAAACGAGCCAGAAGUAAGUCUUCUUGCUAAGUGAUUUAGUAUGUAAACCCAUGUAGGUCCUGCACAAGAUCCCCUCCACACAAGUCACUAUUGUGUAUGUGGAUUUGGCUAGAAAAUGGUAACUGCCAGCAUUACUGAUCAUCAAUACUUGACUACACAGAUUGAUGGAACAAAAUUAUUAAAGUGUUUUCAGGGAACUGAAUCCAUAUGUCACCACCAAAGAUUUCUACAGUGUUAUAAAAUAUGUAAAUAUUCCAAAUUUCUGUAAAACACUGGUUAGAUAAAUACGUCUUCUUUCGUUUCCUUUUUUGAAAUAACGUAGUUUGAGCUUCUGUAAUACUUGAAUUUUUGUGUUGUUAAAAAUAAUCCAGUGCUAUCUUCUAUUAAAUAUCAGUAAUUUGUAUGUUUAGUUGGAAUGGACUAAAUUUUUGUUUUGAUUUUCUUUUAUCAGGAAAAUUAAGGAGUUAAUAUGUAUCAGCAAGCAAUUUCCUACUUGUUCUCCUGUAUAGGCUGAUUCAUUUGCAAAGCAAUUAGGUAAUUUUGAGAUCAUUGUUACUGUGGUAUGCAAUGUAUAUUUCUUAGUAAACAUCAUUUAAGAGUAAAACUUUCUGAAAGAAAAAUACAGCUUUUUCCUCUAAAUGGUUAAGAUUUAAUCUUCUAAUAGUAUCCUACAGAUUUAUUGUAUAUUAACCUUUUAAAAAUUGACCAUGAAUUAACAUUUUUCUCCUCUAACACCUCUUAAAUCUCUGUAGUUUCAUAGUUAAGAGAAAGCAGUUUUGUAAUUUUUUAAUCUCUUUGUAAAGGCUUUUUUAGGCCUAGUGUGGGGCUAACUUUACAAAUGUGUUUUUUGAAAACAUUAAUACAAAAUAAACUCAUUUUAUUAGCGACAA